Physcomitrium patens is the source of this 2311-nucleotide messenger RNA. RefSeq lists its product as uncharacterized. Gene Ontology annotation, cellular component: membrane. Gene Ontology annotation, molecular function: D-arabinono-1,4-lactone oxidase activity; L-gulono-1,4-lactone dehydrogenase activity; FAD binding. The record is from RefSeq and is a predicted model, not a curated record. Lineage: Eukaryota; Viridiplantae; Streptophyta; Bryopsida; Funariales; Funariaceae.
UCGCUCUCUGCCACAGUGGUCAUUUUCAAUGGUGUCGUUACACUCAGCUCACAUGGGAGUUUCUGAACUAGUUGGAUUUCCUUAUUGCAGAAAUUUUCAACUGAACUGCUCAUCUUAUAUUUUGAAGACGUAGACACUCCUCACGAUGAUUAUCAUAUCGGAGCCCCAGCAAGAUUGUUGAAGUUGGGCGUUGUGGCUUUCCUAGAAUUGUUAUCGACUCACUUAUGCAGCUAUUCCAAGGGGCGAGAGGAAUUUCGGGGAGUAUUGGCAAUUGUCAGACUUUUUAAUCAUUCUCCUCUUUUCAACUGCGAAUUGCAUGAUACAAGCUUUACUCUCCACGUCAUUACAGCGCACAUCGUUGUGCGCUACGUCAUUCUACCUACAAUUUCAAAAGGUCUCAACGCCGACACUUGUUACUUCUAGUGAUACCCAUCAAAUUUACUCACCUGUAUUCUAGUGGAGUUCGAAAUAAUGAAGCUAACAGGAUUGGGGAGCCGCGUGACAUUUUUGGGGAAAUCAAUUCGAGCUUGGUAGCGGAAGUUUCGCAAGUUAUGGAUACAGAUUAUUAAAGUGCCUUCCUGUAUUUACCGUUUAUUUUCGUGCACCGAACGGGGUGAUUGGCGUGUGUUGGUGAUACAAGUAAGACCGGAUGGGCAAGAAUUCCUUGACUAACUACUUUCACAUGUGAUUCGUCCUCAACUCGACAGCAUCAUCUGAAGACUUCUACGGUAACAUCAAGUAAUCCAAAAUGGUUGUCGUAAACAACAUAGAAGCGGACAUUCUACCAGCCAGGAUCCUGAAGCCGAACCUGCAAACGAAUUGGGCGCAAAACAUCGUUUACGGAACGAAUACUCUCCAUGAGGUUAUUUCAAUCGAGGAGAUUCAAGCCUUGCUGCAGUCGCAAGAGAAGGUCACAACCGCCGGCACAGGCCAUACCUUCAAUUUCAUUGCGGACAAUCUCCAUAGUCGGCUCUCGCUGAGGUCGUUGCACCAAGUGUUGCACCUAGAUGAAGCAACCCGCACAGUAGUUGUGGACGCGGGCAUUAAGUAUGGGCAACUCUGCUCCUUUCUCGACAGCCGGGGGUUUGCGUUGCAAAACCUGGCGUCGCUCACAGAGCUCUCGAUUGCUGGUGCAAUCAGCACUGCUGCACAUGGAUCAGGCAAUAAGAAUGGUAAUCUCGCCACCUCCGUCUCUGCUUUGGAGAUGGUGACUGGCAAUGGGGAAAUAGUGAAGCUCUCUCGGCAAUCUGAUGGUGAAGUCUUCUCUGGAGCUGUGGUCGGGCUUGGUGCUCUCGGUGUCAUCACUCAGAUCACAUUAGAUAUUCACCCAGCUUUCACAAUGCGGCAGUUCGUGUACAAGGAUCUACCGCUAGCUCAGGUUAUAGAUCACUUCGAUGCCAUUAUGGGUAGCGGGUACACUGUCAGUCUCUUCACUGAUUGGCAGGAUCAGCGGAUGUACCAGAUGUGGUUAAAGGUCCGUGUCGAAGAUGGCCAAACAUUUGAGGCGCCGCAUGAGUUUUUUGGAGCGAAGUUGCUCACUGAAAACGUAAACGUAGUCCGCGGAAUGGCGGCUGAGAGAUGCACCGAGCAAUUGGGAGUACCAGGGCCCUCAUACCAGCGUCUUCCUCACUUCCGCGAGGGUUACCUGCCUGGCGUUGGCGACGAACUCCAGUCUGAGUACUUCAUGCCCCGCCAUCAUGCUGCUGCUGCAAUCUUAUCCAUGGAGCGUUUGCGCGAUCAAAUUUCUCCGAUCCUUUUCGAAUCGGAGAUUCGUACGAUCGCGGCAGACGAUCUGUGGAUGAGCACUUGCUAUGGCCGUGACUCCGUGGCGAUCCACUUCUGCUGGAAAAACGACUGGCCGGCAGUUCAGCGCCUGUUACCCAUCAUCGAAAGCAAGUUGGCUCCAUUCGAUCCUCGCCCUCACUGGGGUAAGCUCUUCGCUAUGUCGCCUGCCCUAGUCCAGUCGAAGUACGAAAAGUUGGUUGAUUUUGUCAAGCUCGCUGCUAAGUACGAUCCGAAGGGAAAGUUUCGCAACGAAUUCCUCAACACCAACGUCUUCACUAACUGUAAUCCGUAAUUGCCUCAGUCCUGGCACUGAGGUAGGUGAUAGCGUUCAAUGAUCUUGUAGAAAGUAGACCACUCGUUAAGUGGUUUUCAUGUCAACGACACUGAAUUGUGGAUAAUUAGUUGCAUAAAUUCUACUGUGUGACAUAGCCAAGCACCAUGUGUCAAACUCUGGAAUUCCAGCACUGUCUCGAAGUAAAUGCUCUUGGCAUUGUUUACUAUUUGCUGGGCAGUGAGUGUUUGUUUU